This is a messenger RNA of Stomoxys calcitrans (stable fly), 2009 nucleotides long. RefSeq lists its product as uncharacterized. Gene Ontology annotation, molecular function: nucleic acid binding; zinc ion binding. The transcript is spliced from 2 exons. The coding region runs from base 255 to 1931 and encodes 558 amino acids. Lineage: Eukaryota; Metazoa; Arthropoda; Insecta; Diptera; Muscidae. The record is from RefSeq and is a predicted model, not a curated record.
GUCGAGCGUGAGGCACCGCCGCUAGCGGCACAUAGUAUUGCCGUCUGGAAGAUAAUGUUACACGUGUAAUAUGAUAACUUGUUAUACUCGUAUUUAUAAGAAACUUUUGAUGAAACUAAGUAGACUAGCUUGUUCCUUUAAUGUUGUUUGUUUGAAAAAUAUAAUAAAAAGAGUCAGUUUGUUGACAGAAGCUUUACAAUUCAGGUGUGGGGUUCCCAAAAAAAAAAAUAAAUAAAAAAAAGAAGACUCAAAAUAUGGAUUCACGCCCUACUCGAGAAAGAAUUCUUUCAGCUUUGAAAGCUUCAAAUGUGGAAUUUCCAGAAACAGCGUCAAUUGCACAAUUGAGAACAUUAUAUGAUUCUUUGCAAGUUAACGUUGGUCCAUCAAAGCAGACUGAAUUGCCUUCUGGAAAUGUGGUUUCUUCUGAUUCUGCUGGGAAUUCAUCUGUAACUGUCACUACAAUGUCAUCCAAUACUUUGAAUGAAACUCCCGUUAUUAAUUCCGCAACUGCCGAUCCUGAAAAUUUGCUUCAGUCAUUUCAAUGUAAUGGUGAGUCCACAAAUCAAACUGAAUUGGUUCUUGGAACUGCCGCUUGUUUUUCUGCCGCACGGACUUCAACCGAUUUAAUAUCUAGAAAUACAUUGAGUGUCGCUUUUAAUAACAGCGAAAUUGGCGUAUCCUGUGCAAAUCUUCGGCAAACACAGACUUCAGUGCCUCCUUCCGUAAUUUCUUCCGUACCUUCCGUCUAUAAUUCUUCUGCUUCCGUUCCUGUAAAUACAGUUCAAAGACAAUUUCCUGGUACUUCAGGGACUGCUGCUUCUGUUUCUGCCGCCCGGACUUCAUCAGUUAUUUCCGAUUUAAUGAAUACAAAUACAUUGGGUGUCGCUUUUAACAAUAGAGCAAUUGGCGUGUCCUGUGAUGUUCUUCCGCAAACACAAACUUCCGUACCUCCUUCCGUAUCUUCUUGUGUUGUUUCUUCCGUACCCUCCGUCAAUUAUUCCUCAGUUUCCGUUCCUGCAAACUUACUUCGAGGACAAUUUUCUAGACCUUCUGUUCCAUCACAGGUAACAGACCCUUUCAUUCGUUCAAGCGUUUUAUCCCGUGAAGCUGAUGAACUAGAGAGUGAAAUUAGAGUUUUGAGAUUGAAGCAAGAAAUGUUGGCUCUUCGAAACCAAAUUGAAUCUUUAGAAAACGGUGGAAAAAAGGUUUCUACAAAUAUCAAUUAUGACGAGCUCUCUAUGAUGGUUCCGAAAUUUUCUGGGAAUGAUGGACGAAAUAUUGAAAAAUGGAUAAACUCUUUUGAAAGCUACACUAUAAAUAUGACUGACCAAGAAAAAUAUAUGUGCUUAAGAUAUUUGCUGGUUGGAACUGCGCGAGAGUUCAUGGAAAAUUCAAAUUACAAAGAAUAUAAGGAGUUGAAGAGAUCGCUCUUAGACAUUUUCAAGAGAACGGUAACGCAAGAAGAAGUUUAUCAAAAAUUGCGUUUGCGCAAGUUGAAGCCAACAGAGCCGUGUAUUGCCUAUAUAGUAGCAAUGCAAACUAUUGCAGCAGAAGGCGAAAUCAACGAGCAAGAACUGGUUGACAUUAUAAUAGACGGAAUGGAAGAUAAAACCAACAACAUAUCCAUUCUAUACGGAUCAAACUCAUUACAAGAAUUGAUGCAUGGAAUAGAUAGAUACGAGAAACGCAGGUCAAAAACAGUCAGUACUCAUAAAGAAGGCCGUGACAAUACUAAUGGCAUACGAUGUUUCAAUUGCUCUCAAUUUGGACAUAUGAAGAACACCUGCAAUAAGCCUCGACGUCCACCGGGAUCUUGUUUCCAUUGUUUCCAAAUGGGACAUUUUUACAAGGAUUGUCCUAAAAGGAUGAAUGUUACUGCUCCCAUAUUUUGUAGUAAUGAUAUUGUAGACACAACACAAAUGCCCAAUUAGUUUGGUUAAGAUGUCUUUAUUACCGACUGGUGUGAUAAGUUCGAAGAAUUUAAUACCAACUUCGUAUGUUGGAGUUGG